Messenger RNA from Cyprinus carpio (common carp), 1193 nucleotides. It is a transcript of the gene rprm3, whose product is annotated as protein reprimo A. The record is from RefSeq and is a predicted model, not a curated record. Lineage: Eukaryota; Metazoa; Chordata; Actinopteri; Cypriniformes; Cyprinidae.
UGUUCAUGUGAGCAUGAAGACCACAAGUGUUUGUAGAACUUUUCAUCAUCUGAUGGGACACACUUAUAGUGUUGUAAAAAAGUCUUUCCUGCAUUUGAAAAGGAAAGGAAAGCGACGACAAAACAGUCACAUACUUUUAAGACCCCCGCCCCUUACCCCGCUGAGGUCAGAGGAAGAUGUGUGCGCGCGCUCGAAGACACACUAAAAUACCGGAGUGCGCUCCUCCAGACAUCACUGAGACUGCUGCUGCAGAGAUGCUUGGAUGAUGUAGCCUACUCCAUCAUAUAUCACAAAUAAACCAGACUAUCUGCCACUAACCGACGCUUUGACGACUUUUUUUUUUCUUUUCUUCUGAACUAUGAUAUUCAUGGAAACGCACAAGUGACCUUGGCUAACUCAAGACCCAUUGGAAGUUUUAAAACAUCAAUACGCGUUACAAAACGCCACAGAAAACUCGACAUGAAUGUUUCACACGGGCUACUGAACCGGACGAUCUCUACAGCGAGGCAGCCUUUGGAAGGGGUCCGAGGAUGCUGCAACUUCUCGUUGAUCACGAGCGACGGGUUCGGUUCACCGAUUCAGGACGAGCGCGAUCAGUUCAUCGUGCGUUUGGUGCAGAUAGCGGUUCUCUGUGUGCUGUCACUGACUGUCAUUUUCGGCAUCUUUUUCCUCGGGUGCAAUCUGCUCAUCAAGUCCGAGAGUAUGAUCAAUCUGCUGGUGGAGGACAGAAGACCUUCCAAAGAUGCGGAAAUGAUGAUUGCUGCAUGAGUGGAGUAGACUGUGCCAUAAACCAGACUCAAACUGUCAAUUUCGCAUGAAUGACACCUGUUGGGACGAUUUUCAUCCCAAUGCUUAACUAAAUGUAUUUUUAUAUUAUUUUUUAGUUCAUCUUGUUCCAGAACCUACUAAUGUCGCAAACAAUGCAUUCAGCUUUUUUAAAACCCAGAAAUGUGUUGUGUUAAACAUUUGACUAUAUCUUCCAUCAAAUCGCAUGAAGAAAAGAAAAAUGCAUUAGCCUAAUCCAGAUCAUGAAAUUGAGAAUUUGUCAUUUGUUUUGUAUUUAUAUUUUCAUUGAUUCAUGUGAUUCGUUGAUUCAGUUGAAAAAAUUCGAGAAUGUCUUAAUGGGUUUAAGAAAGAUCAUUGUGUGAACUUGCAUGCAAAAUGGAUUAAAAGGAAAUGCAGAACUCUAAAAA